CGUCACAAUGGCGCCAUCUGUGAGACCGCGCGCCCGCGACUCCAGCUGAGAGUUGGAGCGUCAGUCUGGAGACUGAGCGUGGCGCGCGAGCUCGGGCACAGGAAGUCUCUUCAGCCCAAACUUUGACGAGAGAUGUUCUGAUGGCCGAGGGCUGCUGAAGAAAGUGAAGAGAGGUAAAGAGUGAGCGUCGCCCGCGAGAAACGUCAUCAGAGCGCACCAGAAGCGGCCCGAGGAUGAAGAGUGUGGUCUACCAAGCCUUUUCUCAGAAAGAGGCCAAGGAGUUCGAUGUUGAGCUUCCGGGAGCCCAGCAGGCUGAGGCCUUCGUGAGGGCCUUCCUGAAGCGCAGCACGCCCCGCAUGAGCCAGCAAGCCCGCGAGCACCAGCUGCAGCGCAAGGCUGUGGUCCUGGAGUACUCCACUCGCCGGAAGCAAAAAGAGAAGAAAAAAAAAUCCAAAGGCCUCUCUGCCAGGCAGAGGAGGGAGCUGCGCCUCUUUGACAUUAAGCCGGAGCAGCAGAGAUACAGUCUUUUUCUCCCUCUGCAUGAACUCUGGAAACAGUACAUCCGCGACCUGUGCGGGGGUCUCAAGCCAGACACGCAGCCACAGAUGAUUCAGGCCAAGCUGUUAAAGGCAGAUCUGCACGGGGCUCUUGUUUCAGUCACGAAAUCCAAAUGCCCCUCCUAUGUGGGUGUUACAGGAAUCCUUCUACAGGAAACAAAGCACGUCUUCAAAGUCCUCACAAAAGAAGACCGCCUGAAAGUUAUCCCCAAGCUAAACUGUGUGUUCACAGUGGAAAUUGAUGGCUUCAUUUCCUACAUUUAUGGAAGCAAAUUCCAGCUUCGGUCAAGUGAGCGAUCCGCCAAGAAGUUCAAGGCCAAGGGAACCGUUGACCUGUGAGCUGUUUGCUGCGGAAGGGACUGUUUUCACCCCAAGCACCGGGAACACCUGAGUGCCCACCUGUCAGUGAACAGAUGGCCGGGUCGGUUCUGGUUCUAGACACCCCCCCCAGCCUGUUAACACCAAAGUUAAGAACAGUUCAUCAUCCGGGAAGAAACACACUGUACUGAGCAAAGAAGGCCGGGAACGGAGGGCUGUAUGUUUCUAGAUGACGACGGGCGUGUUCUGCUCCGUGAGAGGAAACCCUGGCAGGAUCCGCACAGGUUGCCCUGACUGGUGCCAUUGUGAGGUUUUUACUUCUUUUUUAUCCUUUUCUGUGUCUGCUGAAUGUUCUGUGAUGAAUCCCUGGCUUAUAUAAUAAUAAAACACAAGUGUCAGCAUAAAA
Molecule: messenger RNA, 1281 nt
Organism: Ailuropoda melanoleuca (giant panda)
Lineage: Eukaryota; Metazoa; Chordata; Mammalia; Carnivora; Ursidae
Gene: POP4
Product: POP4 ribonuclease P/MRP subunit
Exons: 7
Coding region: 234-896 (220 amino acids)
Biological process (GO): rRNA processing; tRNA 5'-leader removal
Cellular component (GO): ribonuclease P complex; ribonuclease MRP complex
Molecular function (GO): ribonuclease P RNA binding
Source: RefSeq, a predicted model, not a curated record